Molecule: messenger RNA, 998 nt
Organism: Paramacrobiotus metropolitanus
Lineage: Eukaryota; Metazoa; Tardigrada; Eutardigrada; Parachela; Macrobiotidae
Exons: 2
Coding region: 206-766 (186 amino acids)
Source: RefSeq, a predicted model, not a curated record
CCAGUUGUGUAUAUCGGUAAUAUACGCCGCACAGUGUAUACGCGAAAGAAAAGCCUGUGGCGUGAAGGGUGAAAAGAGUAAUAGAGCUUCUGCUUGCAAAAACAUUGUUAGGCCUGCUGCGGGUAUAACAGAAGUUUCCACAAUGGAAAUCAAUUUCUCUAUCACACGUGCGAUCAACUCUCGAUGACAGUUUCUCAUCGUAAUUAUGCUGGAGUUCCCUAGUGACAAACUUCCCAUGGAACCGUAUAAUUACCGGCUGGUGUGUGGACAAGGCAUCGUGCAACUGGUCAUCGGAUUGAUAUUUUCUGCCUAUUAUACAACAGCUCUAAUAAAAUUCGUGACCACAUUUCGCCACUGGCACAUUCACAAACUCAUUUCCCUCAUCACCGGCGUUUUACUCAUCACCUGUGGAAUUUGUGGGAUCAUCGCCGGACGGCGUUUCCACACCGGGAAAAAUUUAUCCCGCCGCUUAUACACUCUCUUGUCGGCGUUUAUCCUCAGUCUCAUCCUGACCGGCGUGGCACUAUACUUCAUUGUCCUCGCGGCGGCCACCACAAUUCGCCGGGACACCCAUUACGGUGCUGACCACUCGUGGUAUUUAGCCAAAGAUAUCGCCAUCCUGUCACUGGACAUCGUCGCCUGUAUUGUCUCCUUGGCACAGGCCAUCGUGUGCAAAAUCAGCUGGAGACGGCUAAAGGCUCUGCGGGCACGCGAUUCCGAUGGACAGGAAUAUUUGGCUGUUAAUCAACACAUGCACAGUGUCUGACAUGUAAUAAUAUGCACAAAUGACGUUUUUAUGCACCCGCUGUCCGGUGACAUUAAAUCCCUUCUUUAUGUCUGCUUUUUUUCUAUUUAUUUGUACAAAAAUUUAUGCCCAGCAACGUCGGCCCAGCAUUUUUGCCCUUCGGCCCAGCAACGUCUUGAAUGGUUUAUUAUAAUUUAACCAUAAUACGAAGUUCAUUCUCCCUGUUAUACAAUAUUUGUGAAUAAUAAAAGAA